This is a messenger RNA of Perca fluviatilis (European perch), 3491 nucleotides long. RefSeq names its product THAP domain-containing protein 2-like. Lineage: Eukaryota; Metazoa; Chordata; Actinopteri; Perciformes; Percidae. The transcript is spliced from 6 exons. Bases 419 to 1009 code for a protein of 196 amino acids. The record is from RefSeq and is a predicted model, not a curated record.
UGGGCUGUAGCCAUGGAUGUAUUAAGACAACGUCUGUAGCAGGCAACUGGAAGCAUCGAAACGGGUCUUCCUUGCUGGAAGCCGGAUGCGGUAUCUGCAUACAACCAUGGAUAUAUUGGUGUAAGUGCUGUGGAGAUCAAAACACCCAUGGUGGAGAUAGGUGUGGCAAUGCGAAACGAAUCUAAACCUAACAGUCUCUGACCUAACCAACCCAUACAUUCUAUGUAGCCAACCCAACCAACUAAGGCAACGAGUACUCGCCAAUCACAGACAGAGUAGGACGGGCCAUGCCUUCGCCAUCCUGGGAAAACGCUAUGAAAUUUGCGACCACGUAGACGCUACAUCCGGUUUGUGAGGUCAGUCUCUGUGCUGCCGCCAUAUUGAAGCGGGGACCGUUCAAAUAAACGAGUAGUAGAAAAUGCCAGACUUUUGUUCUGUGGUUGGAUGUUCUAAUGGAAGAAAUGCCCAAACCAAGCAGCAGGGAAUAACAUUUCACAGGUUCCCAAAAGAUAAGGUUAAAAGACGGGCAUGGACAGUAGCACUGAGGAGAAGGGACUUUGAGCCACAUGCCCGCUCAGUUGUCUGUAGCUGUCAUUUCAAGCCCGAAGACUUCGACAUGACUGGACAGACAACUCGUUUAAGGGAAGGAGCGAUCCCGUCAUUUCCUAACAAUAUUAGCAAAGUGCCCAGUAGGCCUACACCCAGGUCAAGCAGGACCUCACAAAAAGCUGCUGCAGAAUGUCCUGAUGUUCCCGUUCAGCUGUCAGAGGACCUUCAAAAGUCAAACUUGGAUCAUCAGUAUGCCCUUGACCCAAUUAAAGUAAAGAAAAAGUUAACUGAGGCUCAGGAGAAAGUGGAGGAAUUGCAACGGGACUUAAGAAAUGCCAAGGAUCGGGAAAGAAGGAAUAAGAAGACAGUGAAAUCCCUGCAAGAGGAUUUAAAACACAAAAAUAUGCUUACCAAGGAACUGCAGCAGAAACUUGACUUCCAUUCUGGUAUCUGUCUGUGACUGGUUUUAUCAUCAACAUUGACACAUAACCCUGAUGAUAGCAGAGCUGCUGUGUGCACAUACUGCUUCAGCCAGGACCAUAUGGAGUUUAUCUUUCACUUCAUCAGGGCCUCAGGUGGAUGGAACAACUACCUGAGUGUUGUUCACUUCCAGAGUGUAUUCCGCCAUCUCAUGGUCUGAUGCAGCAUUUCUCAAGGAAACACAGGAUGACACAGUGGGUACGUCCCUGGUCCUUAAAUUGCAUCCAUGUUUCCAUCGCUUGUUUCCCUUCCUCGCGUCUUAGUCCAUCCCACCACCGAGGAAGCAUGGGAGGGACGCGAGGAGAGAGGAAACGAAGAAAUGUGAGAAAUUAAACAUUCUUUCCUCUGACGUGUCACAUAAAUCUGUCAGCUGUAUGGGUGUAGUUAGCAAUGGCUUUAAGCUGCACGGCUUCCAGGAAGGCUGCUCUCGUGUAUCCUCGGUCAUAGCUCCUCCUCGAUCCCUCCUCAAUCCUUUGUCCUCACUUCUCGGAGCAGGAAUAAGAGCUUUGAGAUGUCCUUCAAGAAGGUGGACCAGAACGACUUCCAGUUCAAGCUAGGAGCGAGGAAAUAUCAAAUUAGAGAUUUGGGAUCCACCCAGUGUCUAUGUCAAUUGUGGACAUGUCAUCCGUAGUAGUGCCAUCUGAGGACUCUGACACUGCAUUGAUCCUCUUCAUUUGAGAAUGUCGCUAGUGUGUGUUGGACCACAGCUACCUGCCCACUAGCUUUGGGUGCCUAACCGAGAAUGCUCUUGUUUAUAUUGCAGGUUAUGAAGCAGAUUUCAUGUGAUGUAUGCUGUAACCGUUUCAUUAACACAUCUGUUACAGUAACGGCAGCUUUUUGUGAUAGCUACCACCUGCUAACCUUGGAAAACAAUAAAGGCCUGAAGAUUCCAAAUAUAGCGUUGCAUCCGACAGACCACAAACAUUUAAUCUGCAGCACAUCAGUGUCCCUGUUGAGCCGUGUUGUCAGAUCAAUCCUAGGUUUAAAAGCUGCGUUUGAUGUUUUUGACCAUAUUGUGGAAACUCAGGAUAGCAUUGACAACCAUCACCUUAGCCUCAUCUCUUUAUCCGUGAGCAGCUUUCAUAAGUUGAGGCAACACUUGUAGCAAGAAUUCACACUCUACAGUUUCAGAGUGGCAGUUUAAGAAUGCAGCUAUGUAAAGUAGUGUUGUUGGGCAAUUGGAUAAGAAUGUCUCUGUCGUGACUUUGUGAGUGAAAAAUAACUUUUAUACAUUUUUAUGAGAUUAGGGCUACAUUUGUAUUGCUCACCUCUCUUGUAUAAACAACAGAAGUUAUUUCCCUGGUACUUUCAUUUUCAGUUGCACCAAACUGUAUUGGUUUAUCAGAAUGUGUAACUGUGCAGAGCCCUGCUGAUACACUGUACACAGUUUUUGUAAAAAUGUGUGACUUAAAAUGUAAAUGAGCAAAAUAUGAAUAUUACACUACACACAAAAAAACCCACAUUAAUUAUCUCAUGACCCUGCAGAUUUAUCUUGUGACAAUCCCUAGUUUGGUAAUCACUGGAUUAAACUAUAACUGUAGGCCAUAUAAAGUAUAGUAUAGUUUCACCCUUAGUAUAAUACUGUUAUUUGUCGUAUUAGUCACAAGGGGCAGAUUUUUUGCAAACCAGUUAUUACUUUAAUUCCUUUAACUUUAGCUUAUAAUGCGUCUGCACUUUUACUUAACUAGGAUUUUAAAUGCAGGACUUUUACCUGUGAUGGAGUAUUUUUAAAUUUUUUGUAUUUGUACUUUUACUCAAGUAAAGGAUCUGAGUACUUCUUCCACCACAUGAUCAAAACGAAAAUUACUUAUUUUUAAUUGUUGAGAUUUGACUGCAAAUAUCCAGUCACUAUUAUUGUGAACAAUCCAUCGUCUAAAUAAUGAGCCUAAGGCAAAUUCAUUGCCAUAUUUAUGACAUGUUACAUCAAAUGCAUCGCUAGUACAGAAGCAGACAGUACAUCAUUUAGCUGUUGUUUCAUUUUGACAGGAAAUACAAACAUAUUCAUGCAUUAUAGCAUUUACUGCCUCCCAUGUAGUGAUUGCUUAGCAUGGAACAUAAGUAAAUCAACAGAGCAGGACAGUUAUUGCUCAACAGUAUAAAACAACACAAACGACCCCUUGUAAGUGUUCAGGUGGGUGGUUAGAUACUGUAUGUACACUUCCUGCAUAGACACAUUUUAAAGAAGUAGGGGAAGAGAUGUGAGUAACUGAAGACUUUGUACCUCUCUGACCCUGAACCUCUCACUCAUAUUGUAAAAUGAAACAUAAAACGAGGGAAAAUGCUUAUCUAAUCUUACUUUGGCAAGUGGAAAUCAGUUGUAGGUGACAGUGAAUCGUGGUGUUACUUCUUAAUGACCAUAUUUUGUUACCGCACUAGCCCUAAAUAAAGUCUUAUUUUGGACCCAGUAAUGGUGCAGUUGACUUUUUUGACAGUAAAGGAUCCUCUUUUGUAAACCAAACCUA